Messenger RNA from Nanorana parkeri, 1008 nucleotides. RefSeq names its product pancreatic lipase-related protein 2-like. Lineage: Eukaryota; Metazoa; Chordata; Amphibia; Anura; Dicroglossidae. The record is from RefSeq and is a predicted model, not a curated record. Gene Ontology annotation, molecular function: triacylglycerol lipase activity. Gene Ontology annotation, biological process: lipid metabolic process. The annotation marks the transcript as partial. The transcript is spliced from 9 exons.
AUGGAGCAGACGGAGCGAAAAGUGCGGAAGUUUCCACCGCUGAUUACUCAGCAAUGUAAUGAAAUCUGCUAUGGAGACCUUGGCUGUUUCUCGGAUGCUCUGCCCUGGUCUGGGACCACCCAGAGGCUGGUCGCUUCAUUGCCCUGGACUCCAGAAAAGAUCAACACCCGAUUCCUCCUGCUGACCCGAGAAAACCCCGAGCGUCACCAGGAUAUCAGCGCCAGGGACAUUCCCGGCCUCAGAGCUUCUUGGUUCCGGACGUCUCGGAAGACGAUCUUCAUUGUACACGGGAUGGCUGACCGGGCGACGGAUAACUGGGUGUCUGACAUGUGCCACGAGCUGCUGCUGGCGGAAGACGUGAACUGUAUCGCGGUGGAUUGGCGGCGCGGAUCGGGAAACGUGUUGCUGUAUGUGCAGGCCGCCAACAACGGGCGCCUCGUAGGAGCAGAGAUCGCCCAUUUCCUGAGGACACUGCAGGUGGAUCUGGAUUACCCUCCAUGCAACGUUCACAUCAUUGGACACAGUCUGGGCGCUCACAUAGCCGGAGAGGCCGGGAGACGGUUUCCUGGGAUUCGCAGGGUCACCGCUCUGGACCCGGCUCGGCCGUACUUUGACGGCGUGGACAAUGAAGUGCGGCUGGAUUCCUCUGAUGCCGGUUUUGUGGACGUCAUUCACACCGACACAAGCAGGAUAACCGGAGUCGGUAUAGAAAAACCAAUCGGACAUUUUGAUUUUUACCCCAAUGGAGGCAAACUCAUGGCGGGGUGUCCCCACAAGGUGACGGCAUUCCUGUGGAACAAGGACAGUCUGUUGGAGACGUUGGCCUGCGGCCACUUCCGAGCGUUCCUCUAUUACACGCACAGCAUCCCAUCCCCCGGCGGCCUCCUCGGCUACCCCUGUGACAGCUACGAGAACUUCCCCCAGGGCUCUUGCUUCCCCUGCCCCCUCCAGAAAUGCCCCACUAUGGGGCAUCACUCAGAAGAGUAUUACAACAUCACAGAACAGAAG